Molecule: messenger RNA, 3119 nt
Organism: Ooceraea biroi (clonal raider ant)
Lineage: Eukaryota; Metazoa; Arthropoda; Insecta; Hymenoptera; Formicidae
Gene: TP53INP
Product: Tumor protein p53 inducible nuclear protein
Biological process (GO): autophagosome assembly; positive regulation of DNA-templated transcription
Cellular component (GO): autophagosome; nucleus
Source: RefSeq, a predicted model, not a curated record
AUGCUCGAUUCGUGCAUUUCUACCUGAUUAUUGUAGAGAAUGUUUUACCAAGUUCGGUGUGCGUCGAGGAAAGAAAAAUCGAAGAAGGAAGAAAAGCAGGAAAAUAUUGGAAAUGAAAGCACCUUAAUUCCGAGCGCGAAAUUAAAGCUGGACGUUAAAGGGUAAAAAUCAAGGAUGUUGGGCAAUUUCGUCGGUUAUUUGUUCGGAAAUAACUACUCCGGUACACAAGAUUCACUUGAGGAGGAUCCUCGAACUCGGGGGAUAACACGGAGAUUCAGGCAAGUGGAGGUCGAGAACGAUGAGUGGAUCCUCAUUGACCGAACUGUUGAGGGUACAUUGGAGGAGCCGUGGUACGAAAUGCCACCUGCAGUGUUCACGCAAGAAGGGCCGGUAAAAGUGGCAACCUCGCCCAUGGAGAACCUGUUAAUAGAGCACCCUAGCAUGUCCGUUUACUCCGUUGUAUCGGCGACGGCGUCAUCUCCCGCCGUCGCGCCGGACACUCCGCCACCUUCGCCGGACGGCUGGACAGAGGGUGAAGAAGAUGUCAAUGUUUCCCAAGACAUCAAUACUCCCCAAGACGUUCCACCGGCACCACCAGCCAAUCUCUCGUCCUCCACGUCCACCCUGUGCACCAUGUCCACGUCCCUGGAUUGCAGUCCAGACCGGAGUAACAUCGACGAAUUGUCGCGCAGAGUUGUCGCGGAAUUACAAGCCAUCCAUAGUGACAGAUUGCCCACAUCCGAUAACAACGCAGCUAGGAUCGGAAAUCAACUCCGCGCCGUUCGAGAACGGGCUCAACAGGUGCUAAAGAAGCGUUCGACUCAAAAUCUUAAGAGGGCCCGCCUGGAAAGAAGCAACAAAGUACAUCAGACGAGAGGCAAGCGACUCCGUCGCCAGGACCGUUUGCGCGUUCGUAACAGUGGCGCCAGUAACAACCGGAAAUGCUAGUCACCCGAUCUCAGGCCAAGCUGUACUUAACUUCUUCUUAAAACGCGACGACCAACACUACGAAAAAAAAAGAGCUCGGUGAAGUUUCGUUGCAAUAACGAGCAGCAGGCCCACCAUACUACUUGUCCGACAUGAGACAGUCGCUGAUAUGAGACUAAUGGCUCUAGAGAUUCUCAAGUGAGAGCCUAAGCUACUACUGAUGGCUUUCGAUCGAUCUUUUAUCUAUUCUGUACAUCCGGAAAAAUGACUGCUGCGUGAUUUUGCUAAUUCGACUUACAUCUUCAAUGAAAAAACUUUUCCUAGAAAUUUAUCACAGGUCCAACAUGUUUGUUCACAAAUAUUUUCAGUUGAGCUAUAAUUAAUCGAAAGGCUGGACGGGAAAAUUAAAAAAUCGGAAUCACGCGGACUCUCACUCGAGAAUUCUUAACUGACUUUUGCUUCAUAAUAAAGACCAACCUUAUCAUGGACUUUUUAACACAAAAUUUUUUUAACCCGCUAUCACGACUUAAGACGCACAGAUCAAACGGAAUGCUCUUCAAAACUGACAUACGCAUACGCUAGUUUUAUCAAUCUCAGUUUACCUUAGUUAUUUAUUAAUAAGUAAAAUAACGUAAUGUAAAUAUAUAACAGGAAAUUGCCUAUGACAAAUGUGAUGGUUGCAACUCGCAACAAGUGCUAUUCAAAGCAAUGGUUUGUUUUAUUCAUAAUUGAUCGAGCUAUUUAUUUUACUGUUUCAUGAUGAAGUGUUUUGCUAUAAUCCAUUCGCGUAUGAAAUAGGUAUAGAUCUAAUGGAGUUUGUUGUGACGAAAUUUUACUUGCAAACGCGUUCUCAUUCGUCCAAUUGUGCGAGCGAGUAGAAGUGUGUACAUUUUUGGCGAUUAGGAUUAGUAUACGCGCGCGCGUAUAAUCACACACACACACACACACACACAUACAUCACAAAAAUCGAGUGACAUGUUUAACCCUUUCUACAUAAGCUUCGUAAAUAUUUUAACAAAAAUGUUUGGCGUCAUAAAGUUCUAUCGUAAAUCUAAUUGGCGUAUGCUCUUAUAUUCAAUCAAAAUUAAGAGCCAAUCAGAUUCACGAUUUUUACAAUAGUUGCAAAAAACAGCUUUUCCUGCUCCACGCAGCAUUCUUUAUUUUAAUUGUCACACAUUGUAUAUCUGACUUCAACUUACAUCUCAAUGUAAUCCCCCUUAACACGUUACUUGCAGUUUCUUUUUAGCAAUAAAUAAAUCCUUUUUUAUGGAAAGAGCACAAAAAUAAAUGCAAUAAUCUUCAAAUAUAUUCGCUGAUAUUAAAAGUGACCAAACAAUCCCAUGAAAUGACGUUUAAAUUGUUUACAAUGACAAAAGAGAUUUUAUUUGUCAUGAAAACGAGAAAAGACGCUGUCGUGUAAGACAAAUAUUAUUCUUUGAGAUUCGUGGCCUUAUAUACGAUCAACCAGAAGCAAUAUACUUGAAACAUGUAAGUCUACCUCGAAAGGGUUAGCCGAGUCCUCGAACAAACAAGUCACAAGGAUGUAAUAAUAUCGAUAUCAGUAUCAUUAAGAUGUAUUCGUUUCGUCUAACUUCAUUUAAUUGUGUAACAUUUAAUUGUAAUUAUUUAUUGGGCACAACUGCAUACUGUGCAUGUGCACGUGCGCGAACCAAAUCACAGAAGGCACGUGCUCCGAAAAUUAUACGUUUGUCGCAAUCUGUCCUUUGGUUUUUAGCGUUAAACCAUUAUUGUUAGCUUUAUUUACGCGUUAUGCAGUCCCACGUGUCCGCCGGAUCAUGAACGAUCAUGAAUCCUCGGGCUCUCAGAGCGAGAUGAUCGCGAGAGGUCAUCGAGCCACGUUGGCUGCGAAUUCUGAGGUCCUUGGAUCGCGUUGUCCACUCGGACGGAGUUUCUGUCCGAACGAUUUAACUGUCGAGUUCUCCGACCUUCAGGUCCGCGGACGGCACUUGGGUUUCCAAGUGCUUGGGACAUAGAUCUAUGGUGUUCUCUUCCACGGAUCACACCUUUCUCGGAUUCUAACAUCCUUUAAGCGUUAUACAUACCUGAAUCUUAGGAUUGAUGCACCAGAAAAAAAAGGUAUCGUAAUGUAUUAUACCGUUUUAUAGUUGCCUAUUAUUAACAUUGCAGAGGGCAUAGUGUUAAAAAAAAAAAUAAUAAAGAAUUCCUCUCGA